GACUUUUUCUCCUGCCCUCUCCCCACUGUGGCUCUUUUGUUCAUUCAGGGGGGGCUGCAAAGCUAUUUUCUUGCUUGACUGGAGAUGGAAGUACCAGGAGCGACUUCCACACAAGACUCAGUACGUGGAUCGCUUUAGCAUGAUCUCAAAAAAAGCUUUUUACGUAAUUACUUUGUUGCAUCUGAAGCUAGUGGAUACUCAUUUGCAAUUAACUGAUAUGUGGUAGGUAACUUGCAGGUUUAUUAGGUUGAAAACGAGCCGUCCACCGCAGCCUGGAAGGUACCACCCUGCCAACAGGACAUUUUUGACAUUUCACACGGUAACCAAGGGGACACCUCCUUUAAUCUCAUUGGCUGGUUGCCUGAAAGCCCAGCAUGGCGGCGCUGGAUUGGGAGAGCUGGUGGAAGUCACCCAAUCUUUGGGCCUGGGCGGGGCAUCACCGUGGAGAAGCACAGGGUCGGAGAAGAUCUGGGGAUGAGGGGUACAGGGAGUACCUGAAGAGCCAGGUCAAGGCCCGGGUCCGGGGUUCGAGGCCACAAAGCUGCAUAGAGGGGGCUGUAGGGGGGCUGGAAGGGUGGCUACAGCCCCCAGGGAGGGGGAACAGUACCUCCCUUCAAAGUGUCGGGCAGUUCCUCUCUGAAAAAACCGUGUCCAUGCCAGUCCUGGAUUUGGCACCCAAGUCGACAGGCGCCUGGAGAGCCACGAGCCGCCGGCCACCCAGCCCAUGUGACACAGAGUUCCUAUUGGCUGGGAGGCAGCGCAGGAAUUUGGAGGCCUUAGGGCGCUGGGAGACCGCCCGCGUGAAGGAUCUCCCCAGCAGCCAGACGGCCAGGCCCUGCUCCAUGACCGCCAUUAAGAGCGGCUGGCUACCCAGCCAGAAGAGGGUGGCGGUGUGCAGUGUCCCCGGCCGCCCCGCCCCCGCCGAGGAGCCGCACUGCUGGGCCACAUUGAAUCCUAACACUGCCUCAGGAAUCCCUGAAGCUCUCCCAAGAAAGAAUGCUUUUGGACAUACAGGUGAAGAGAUGGUGGGAUCGUGCCCCCGCUGGCGCGGGCCGGCCAGUACGCCGGGUCCGGCUCCAGUCCGAACCGACCAGGUACGGGAGGGGAGUCCUGCUUCGGUGGCAAAUCAUUCUCCACCCGGUCAGCUGAAGGAGCGGCAGAGAAUUUGGCAGGGCGCCUCCCUCAGGGCGGGGCAGGAAGCGCUCUCAGGUGGCUACUCUCUCCAUGGAAUGGCGAGCUCACCUGGGCAAUCAGCCGUCGUGGCGCCACCUGCUGUCGGCGCUGCGAAUCGCCCCAAGUCAAGGUCAGGCUUCUCCUCCAUCACGAUCGCCUCACGGAAGGUGCCCCUUUCAACUGGCACCCCGGGCACAAGCCAGCCCGUCAUGUCUGCAAGGUCCAUCCGCACCGGAGCGCGAUGCGACACCCCUGUGGACCCCUCAAGGCAACCGGUCACCAGUCAGAGAAAGGCGACUAUCAUCAAGGUGACCGGUCGCAGGCAGAGUCUCCCUGCGGCGCAGCCGCUCGCCGCCAUGCGCCCGCCCGCUUUCUGGCACGGCCGCGCCGGGUGGGGAGAUGAACAAAACGACUCGUCACCCUGGCAUGGUGUUUGGGCCGGUGCCCCUCCAGAGGCGUUGGAGCCCCCUGCCCGCCCCACCCUGUUCCUGAGUAACCCAGACGUCUCGCAGGAGGGCAAACCGACGGUACACAGGUCCACCUUAUGCCUUUACCUAAAAAGCCCUGUUGGUAGAGGGUCAGCCCUGGAAGGGAAGGAGACGGAGGCCUCAGUUCGCCCCAGGAGGCCCCUGAGCUUUGCCGGAGGCCUCGGACUCGGAGGCCCGUAUGAGGCAGAAAUGCUGCAUCCGAGGCGAGCCAGCCUCCAGCUUCCUGGGCACGGCGGGACAGGCUGCAGUAUGGACACACUCGCUUCUGCGGCAGGCCUGUCAUGCAGCAAUGCGGCCUGCACUCCCAUGCAACCCCACAGCUCUGCUGAAAAGGCUCUCGCUGAAGCCCGAGAUCGUGGCGCAUACCAAAGUCCGGAUGUCGCCUUGAGUGCUGCUGUGGUUAUAGCUAAUAUAAAAUGGCAGAGUCGGCUGAGGAAGAUGGUAGCUGGUGCCCAGGCCGAGGGCUCGGAGGUGCCCCCCCACGCCGCCUGCACUCUGGCAGGUCUGGGGCUCCCUGGAGCAGACCACUCUGGACCCUGCCCAGAAGUGGAGGAUGCUGGGAGUGACCGGAUGACUGAGGAGGUGCCUGUCCCUUCCCACCCUGAGGUGCGGGACAGCCCUCAGAAAGACCUCACCCUGCAAGAGGCCCUGCAGCGUUUCCGGCCCGAUUUCAUCCGUCGCUCCCGUGGCCGGCAGAAGGAGCUGGAGCAGCGUGCGCUGGAGAGACGGGCUCAGCGAGGUCCAGACCCCGCUCAGACCUUGGGCCGCGGUGGCACCAGAAGCAGUCCGCUCCGCAGUAACCCUCGAAAGCCCAAGCAAGGAGCCAUCGGCGGCGAGAAGGUGCUUCAUUCAUGCAGAAGGAAUGACAGACGCCCGUCUGAAACCAAGAAGAAGGGAGAGGAGGAGGAAAAAAAGAGAGUGAUGACGCAGACCAACAGGAUGAGAGCAGAGAUUUUUAAAAAGAAGUUACUGGAUCAGAUUCUUCGGAGGAAGACUGACUGAAAGGACCUGGGGACGGACUGCUGCUACGAACACCCUCCCCAAAGAGCCGAUUCAGCUCUGUCCCCCCAUCCCAUUCCAUCCCACCCCCGCUCAGAUCAGACCGGUUUCACCUGCAAGCCAUUCAGGAUUCCCUUUGAAAACCCGGCCUUAAGAUGCGCCACAUUCACCUGGCUCUCAGCCAGCCGCAGUUCCUCGAUCGCUUUUCCCUUUGAGGAGUCAUUUCGCGUUAUUAGGGGUGAGACACCGGUGGGCGCGUGCAGAGGGAGACGCACUCAUGAGGGGACAUUAAGGCCCGCAUAGAGCUAAUGGCACUUUAUCAGCCAAUCCCGUCACUCCCUUUGUGUCGCCGCUCGCUUGCCAUUCAACUGAGGAGUUGUGCAUUCAUUAUGAGGAGGCGCCUGUGGGUUUAGAUACAGGCAGAUCAAGGGGAGUUUUAGGGGAGCGUGGCCACGGAGAAGCAUCAGACCAGCGGGCCAGCGUCCCCAAAGUCAUGCUGCCUGCAGCUCUGCAAGCCCAGUGCUGCCACCUUAAUGUAAUGCUGUGUAAUAGCUAGUCAUUAGAGGUGGCACGGUGGUGCAGUGGUUGGCAUUGUUGCCUCACACCUGCUGAGGCCAGGGUUCGAGUCUUGGCUAUGGUUCCACACGUCCGGAGUUUGCAUGUUCUCCCUGUAUCAGCGUGAGGUUUCCUCUGGGUGCUCCGCUCCUGCUCAAAAAACGUGCUGAGGCUAUUGGAGUUACCAAAUUGCCUGUAGGAGUGAGUGAAUGGUAUGUGAGUUUGUCCUGUGAUGGGUUAUAGAAAAUACGUGGAUGGAUAGUUUGUACUUGCCCUUGUCGCUCCGCAAGGAGCACAUUGCACUAAUAAUGCAAAGGUUGUGGGGUCAAGUCCAGCAGAGCACACAUAAAUGAUGACCCUUCCUUCAACUGUAAAUUACUCUGGAUGAAGGGGUCAGAUGAAUGAAAUUUAAAACGUCUGGCUUAUCAGUGCUGUGUUACAACACCGUGAUUUCGUAAUGGCAAAGAAUGUAACCAACUUGGGUUCAGCCAGAUUAGAACGGUUGGGUUUCUAGGCUCAGCAACGCAAGGUUCUUGAUGUUUAUAAGGUGAUGAAAUAAGUCAAUAUACACAGAUAUCUGCUAGAAAUCCGCUCCACGUUGCAUAGCGCUUUUGUGCUUCAUACUGUUCAAAGAUUACUUCCUAAUGUUGAUCUUAUGAGAGUGUAGCAUGUCAACAAACUUACACAAAAAAAUGUGGUCCUUUCAGAUGUAUCUGUAUUAAAGUUUGCUUUGACAAA
This is a messenger RNA of Paramormyrops kingsleyae, 3953 nucleotides long. It is a transcript of the gene c20h10orf90, whose product is annotated as chromosome 20 C10orf90 homolog. Gene Ontology annotation, cellular component: centriole; cytosol; centrosome. NCBI's taxonomy places the organism in Eukaryota, Metazoa, Chordata, Actinopteri, Osteoglossiformes, Mormyridae. The record is from RefSeq and is a predicted model, not a curated record. Gene Ontology annotation, biological process: regulation of centriole replication. Gene Ontology annotation, molecular function: microtubule binding.